CUGUGACUCUCGGCAGGACUGCUCCGAUGAGAGUGAUGAAGACCCAGCAACUUGCUCAAAGCAUCUCGCCUGUGACUUUGAGUCGGGUUUCUGCGGUUGGGAGCCAUUUCUCACAGAAGAUUCACACUGGAAGCUGAUGAAAGGAUUGAAUAAUGGAGAGCACCACUUUCCUGCAGCUGAUCACACAGCAAACAUAAAUCAUGGAUCGUUUAUUUAUUUGGAGGCACAGCGCCCCCCCGGGGUGGCCAAGCUUGGAAGUCCUGUUCUUACAAAAUUGCUCACUGCCUCUACCCCAUGUCAGGUGCAGUUUUGGUAUCAUUUGUCUCAACAUUCAAAUCUCUCAGUUUUUACAAGAACGUCUCUAGAUGGAAACUUGCAAAAGCAAGGCAAAAUAAUCAGAUUCUCCGAAUCUCAGUGGAGCCACGCAAAAAUUGAUCUCAUUGCAGAAGCGGGAGAAUCUACUCUACCUUUUCAGUUAAUUUUGGAAGCUACUGUUUUGUCAUCAAAUGCUACCGUUGCUCUAGAUGACAUCAGUGUGUCCCAGGAAUGUGAAAUUUCCUAUAAAUCACUACCAAGGACCAGUACACAAAGCAAGUGUAAGUUUUCCCUUGUCCUUGUUGCUGUUUUAAACAUUGAAUUAAGCUCUUCUCAGUAUCAAAAUAUAAAAUGUAUUAGAGUCACGAAUACCUAA
Pan troglodytes (chimpanzee) is the source of this 691-nucleotide messenger RNA. RefSeq names its product MAM and LDL-receptor class A domain-containing protein 1-like. The record is from RefSeq and is a predicted model, not a curated record. Gene Ontology annotation, cellular component: membrane. The transcript is spliced from 5 exons. The coding region runs from base 137 to 691 and encodes 184 amino acids. NCBI's taxonomy places the organism in Eukaryota, Metazoa, Chordata, Mammalia, Primates, Hominidae.